AUGGGUUGUCUCUGGUACUGCUGCCGCUGCAACUUCGGCCCUCACAACCUAGCACUCCACGAAGCCUGCAUUCAGUGCGGAGUGGCUCGCUGCAAUCGCUGCACUCAAGAGAAGAUCUCUGACAACAUGGCCGUCCACUCCCACUCUCACACCUGCGACAUCACAUCACCAUAUCCCGCCGCUGUCCCCAUGAGCCCACCUGCCUCUCCAACCUUCAAGCCCACAACGAUGUCUAUAGUUGUACCGGAGCUUCCACGGGUGAUGGCACUCCCACGACCAGAGCACACAGGCGUCUCGUCGGGCUCACUAGGCGGAACACGGACACACGGCGGUACUCACAUGUACAUUUGCUGCAAAUGUCAAGACGGCCCCAAGAUCUAUGAGGUCCAGCCUCAGUGUGUAAUGUGCAAUCACACGGCUUGUGGCAGCUGCGCCUACAUCAAGUGA
Penicillium brevicompactum is the source of this 447-nucleotide messenger RNA. RefSeq lists its product as uncharacterized. The coding region runs from base 1 to 447 and encodes 148 amino acids. The record is from RefSeq and is a predicted model, not a curated record. Lineage: Eukaryota; Fungi; Ascomycota; Eurotiomycetes; Eurotiales; Aspergillaceae. The transcript has a single exon.